Colletotrichum aenigma is the source of this 450-nucleotide messenger RNA. RefSeq lists its product as uncharacterized. NCBI's taxonomy places the organism in Eukaryota, Fungi, Ascomycota, Sordariomycetes, Glomerellales, Glomerellaceae. The record is from RefSeq and is a predicted model, not a curated record. The coding region runs from base 1 to 450 and encodes 149 amino acids. The transcript is spliced from 2 exons.
AUGAACACCUUCCAGAACGACACCGAACGCGUUGUGCAUGCAGCCACCUUCCUUUGGGGACGAGCCCUUGCCUGGUUCGAACCCCUUCAACAGGAAUGGCUUGACAACCCUGUCGAAAAAUACAGCCAAGAAGUCAAGGACAUCUUCUUCAGCUUCACGGGCUAUGCUGAGCGAGACCUAUCCCACCUACAACAAACCAAGUCAGCUACGCUCUACGCCGCAGAGUUUAGGCGAUUAGCUGCCAGACUCCACAUGACCGACGAAAGCAAAGUUUUUGCCUUUUAUCAAGGACUCAAGGACGAGGUCAAAGACGAAAUGGCCAAACUGGAGACACCUCCUAGCUUCCUCGCCUACGUCGAACAUGCUAUUAAGGUUGACAACCGCCUCUAUGAACGACGAAAGGAACGAGGAGAGAAACGACAAAACCUAAAUUCAGGACGUAAGUACUAA